Messenger RNA from Myotis myotis, 471 nucleotides. RefSeq names its product glutaredoxin-2, mitochondrial-like. The transcript has a single exon. The record is from RefSeq and is a predicted model, not a curated record. Lineage: Eukaryota; Metazoa; Chordata; Mammalia; Chiroptera; Vespertilionidae. The coding region runs from base 1 to 471 and encodes 156 amino acids.
AUGAUAUGGCGCUGCGCGGUCCUUGUGGGGACGCUGCUAGCCUGGAGCGGGAGUGGCUUGGCGGGCCGGCUCAGCAGGGCGGCCUCGAGGAUGGGCAACAGCACGUCGUGGACUUGGGGGAAGCCGGCAGCUGCUCCCAUGAAUCAGAUCCAGGAAACCAUUUCUGACAACUGUGUGGUGAUUUACUCAAAAACAUCUUGUUCCUACUGCAACAUGGCAAAGAAGCUUUUUCACAACAUGAGCAUAAACUACAAAGCGGUGGAACUGAACCUGCUUGAAUAUGGAAGCCAGUUUCAAGACACGCUUUCCAAGAUGACUGGCGAGAGAACCAUGCCAAGAAUAUUUGUCAAUGGGACUUUUAUUGGAGGUGCCAUGGAUACCCACAGGCUUCACCAGGAAGGGGAACUGCUUCCACUGGUUCAUCAGUGUUAUUUGAAAAAAAGCAAGAAGCAUUUUGGUGACAGUGUUUGA